AAUAACAGCUUGAUUCAAAUAACUUUGUAUCCCUUUUGUUUGCGGUAAAUCCAAAAUGGCUGAUGUACCUCCUUUCGAUAUACAGCAAGUAAAAUGUGAUUUAAUUGUCGCACAAAGAGAAUGUUACGAUCGCAGGCUUGUUCAUGCAGCAAAAUGGGCUGCAGAAAUGUCCAGAGCACUCAGUGUAAAAGUGGAUGCCAAAUCUCUCAUUCAUGCAGAGGAAGCAGAGGAUUUCUGGGAUGAGUAUGACAGCUAUGUAUUAGGCAAAAAUUAUUAUGAUGUUAAAGAAUUUGACAGAGCUGUUCAUGUCCUAAGAGAUUGUACUAGCCCAAAGCCAUACUUUCUGCGCCUCUAUUCACUCUACAUGUCAGAUCAGAAGAAAAAGGCAGACAAUAUGCCUGAAUCUAGUGCUGUGCCGGAGGAAACAGACAAUGAAAUUUUAAAAAUACUUCAGACAGAACUGUUAGAAAAACAUUGUAAAAAAGAAUUAGAUGGCUAUGGACUAUAUUUAUAUGGAGUAGUAUUGACAAAACUAGACCUGCCAUCAUCUAUAGAUAUUUUUGUUGAGUCUGUCAACAAGGAACCAAUGAAUUGGUCAGCUUGGAUGGAACUUGCCAGACAUAUCACGGAUAAAGAGAUGCUCCUAUCCCUGAGAUUACCUCAACACUGGAUCAACUCUCUCUUCAUGGCCAAAGUUUAUAUGGAGUUACAGCUGAAUGACAAUGCUUUGGCCAUUUACAGAACUUUCAUGGAAAGGGGCUUCUCUGAAAGCUCUUACUUAGUGUCACAGUUUGCUGUCACCUACCAUGAAAUGAGAGUUGUUUCUGUUGACCAAAUUAUUUUAGCUGUUGACUUGGCUGUCCAGACGUUCAAAACAUUGGAGGUCAUGGAUCCGUACAGAUUAGAAAAUAUGGAUGUGUAUUCCAACUUACUUUUUGUUACGGAAAACAAGGCAGAGCUGGCUCAUCUUGCUCACAAGUGUUGUACCAUUAACAAAUACUCUGUAGAAACCUGCUGUGUUAUAGGUAAUUAUUACUCUUUGAGAUCACAGCAUGAAAAGGCCUUGCUUUACUUCCAAAGAGCUCUGAAGCUCAAUGCCAACUACAUCUCAGCCUGGACCUUGGUUGGCCAUGAGUACAUGGAGAUGAAAAACACAUCUGCUGCAAUACAGGCCUACAGAAGAGCUACAGAGGUUGACAAACGUGAUUACAGAGCUUGGUAUGGACUUGGUCAAACAUAUGAAAUUCUAAAGAUGCCAAAUUACUCUCUUUACUAUUACAGAAGGGCACAGCUUUUGAGACCUAAUGAUUCCAGAAUGGUGAUAGCUCUGGGAGAAUGUUACCAAAAGAUUGAUAGACUUCAAGAAGCCAAAAAAUGCUUUUGGAAAGCUCAUUGUCUGGGUGAUGCAGAGGAAAUAGCAUUACUUAAACUAGCCAAUCUGUUUGUUGCUCUAAAUGAAAGAGAGCAAGCAUGUCAGGCCUACACAGAAUAUAUAAAUCAGGCUGAUAAAUUACUGAUUCGUGAUCACUCAGUGCUAAGUAGAGCCUACUUGUAUUUGGCUGACUAUCACAGUAGUAAAAAGAAUUGGGAUGAUGCCUACACAGCAGCUCAAAAGUGUACAGAGUUUCCAGAGACUAGAGAAGAGGCUAAAGGAAUGUUGAGGAUGAUACAGACACAGCGCACUCAGGACACUCCUGUGACACCAACAGCCAUGAAUGUGGAUGACAGUAUGGAUAGCAUGAUACACAGUGAUUUGUAUAACCCCACAGCACCUAGGACGUUUGAUCGGGUCACUCCAGUCAAUUUAAAAUUUACUCCUUGAUGAUUGGAGAAGCUGUAGUGAAGUCCUCUUCCCAGACUGGAAUAUAAACCCUAAGAUAAAAAUUGGCACUUGUCCUAAUAUCAAGCAGCAAUUUGAUGUGCCAAAAAAUGUAAACAGUCAUUACCUGAGCCCUUCAGUGAUUGAGGAAUUGAUUUCUUGUAUUGAAUUGAUGUACAUAUAUUUUAAUUUAUGCUGCUUCUUUCUAUGCCAUGAUGUGUUCAAUCAGUGUAAUAGAAGAAUAAAAUUAUGAUUGAUCUUUCCUGUCACUUCAA
Messenger RNA from Biomphalaria glabrata, 2094 nucleotides. RefSeq names its product cell division cycle protein 23 homolog. Bases 56 to 1822 code for a protein of 588 amino acids. NCBI's taxonomy places the organism in Eukaryota, Metazoa, Mollusca, Gastropoda, Planorbidae. Gene Ontology annotation, molecular function: protein binding. The record is from RefSeq and is a predicted model, not a curated record. The transcript has 14 exons. Gene Ontology annotation, cellular component: anaphase-promoting complex. Gene Ontology annotation, biological process: cell division.